This is a messenger RNA of Owenia fusiformis, 1658 nucleotides long. The record is from the annotation of a GenBank genome assembly. NCBI's taxonomy places the organism in Eukaryota, Metazoa, Annelida, Polychaeta, Sabellida, Oweniidae.
GGUAUAGAGUGAAUAAUAAGUAUUUUAUUCAAAAAAGGAAAUGUAUUUCCUGGUGUUCUUUGCAUGCUUUGCCUUGAUACGCGGUCAAUAUUACGGUACAUAUGACUGCCCGAGUGGGUCUGAUGUUAUGGUUCAUUUGUUUGAAUGGACACACGCAUCAGUUGCUGAUGAAUGUGAACGCUUCCUCUCGGAGAACGGAUUUUGUGCUGUCCAGGUUUCACCCCCUAACGAGCACAGAGUAAUUGAUGAUCCAUGGCGUCCCUGGUACCAGCGUUACCAACCCGUCAGUUACUCGAUGACUAGUCGUAGUGGUAACGAACUUGAGUUCCUCGAUAUGGUCAACAGGUGUAACGAUGUCGGUGUCAGGGUCUAUGUUGAUGCAGUUAUCAACCACAUGACAGGAGGUGGGUUCGGUGUCGGGUCAGAUGGCAGUGUAUGGAGUGGUGACGGUCUAGAUUAUCCAUCAGUCCCUUUUGGUAGCACGGACUUCAAUGGUGCUAACGAAUGUUCGACAAGUUCUCUCGAAAUCGAAAACUACCAGGAUGUAAUACAAGUCAGGAACUGCCGCUUGUUGGGUCUCAGAGAUCUAAAAUUGGCUAAAGAUUAUGUAAGAGGCAAAGUAGCGGAGUAUUUGAACAAAUUGGUGGGAUACGGCGUAGCUGGAUUCAGAGUUGACGCUUCGAAACACAUGUGGCCCGGAGAUAUGCAGAACAUCUUCAAUCGUCUUAAUAAUCUUAAUACGCGUUGGUUUCCUUCUAAUACGAAACCGUUCAUCUACCAAGAGGUGAUUGAUAUGGGUGGCGAGCCAAUCACAGCAAGCGAAUACACGAGUAUGGGGCGUGUUACCGAAUUCAAAUAUGGUAAAAAUCUCGGAGACUGUAUUCGUAAAAACAAUGGCGAGAAGAUUUCCUAUUUGAAAAACUUUGGCGAAGGUUGGGGAUUCAUGUCAGGAGUGGAUGCAGUUUCUUUUGUUGACAACCAUGACAACCAAAGAGGCCAUGGAGCAGGAGGAUUCGGUUCCAUUCUCACCUUCUUUGAAGACAGGUGGUAUAAGAUGGCGAAUGCAUUUCUGCUGGCUUGGCCUUAUGGUUACCCCCGUAUUAUGAGCAGUUACAACUGGCCAAGGAACAUUGUUGGUGGAACGGAUCAAAAUGAUUGGGUUGGUCCUCCUGAUAACGGCGCCGGGGAUACAGAUUACGCGGUUUGUUUCAACGGAGACUGGAUCUGUGAGCAUAGGUGGAGACAGAUUACAAACAUGGUUCAUUUCCACAAUGCUGUUAUCAACGCAGUCGUCCAGAACUGGUGGGACAACGGCGAAAACAUGAUAGCUUUCUCUCGGGGAAACAUCGGCUUUUUGGCUAUGAACAACGAAAACUAUGACAUGAACGAGUGGCUCCAGACUGGCUUGCCUGGUGGUGUGUACUGUGAUAUCAUCUCUGGUGAUGAUGUCCUUGGAGCAUGUACUGGCAAAACUAUCACUGUAAAUGCUAAUGGUUUUGCGCAAGUUACGAUUUCGAGUGGUGACUCUGACCCAAUGAUUGCCAUAUAUUUUCGCUAAAUCAUCGGCAAAUUGUAAUAUAACGUUAAUAAAAAUGUCUAUAAAAUAAUAAACUCUAUAGACUACAUGUUCUCCACCAUAUAAACGAAUGAAAAUUUAG